AUGGACCCAGAAAAAGGACUGACCUCUUCGACAGCGCAAGCAGUGGGCACCUCGUCGAUAUCGUCUGCUCCCAUGAAAGCAACCGACUCAGCCAACUACUCACGCCUCGAGACCUUCCAGUACCUCAUCGGAACCCAAACACCAUCGCUGCUCGCGCAGAGCCGCGGUUCCAAUGGACAGAGGUCGCCCUCUUCGCGAAGCGACAACGUCGGCUUGUAUCAACGUGCAAGAGAUGAGGAACGGCGAAGCAGGAUUGCGUACGUCUUGACUGGCUUCAUCACCAACAUACUGUACAUGCUGCAGAUCCUUCUCGCGGCGACGUUCACUGCUUUGUCGGGCUACAAGGAUACAGAAACCGUGACAUUGAUCACUCUAGGAGCCAUCAAUACCGUUGUGGCAGGGUAAGAUCCUCAAAGGGGUUUGCUUGGCGAACACCAGCUGAUCGAUUCCAGGAUUCUCGCCUGGCAGAAAGGCCAAGGUGUACCGCAACGGUAUCGGAAGGCUAGGGACCAGUACCAAGCGCUGAUAACAGACAUUGAAAUGACGGAGCGGACCUUCUUUGCCUUUGAUGGUCAUGGCGGUGCCGGGGCUUCCAACGGUGCUGAGUUGGAUCCGCAAGCCGAAAGAAUGAGACUGCAGAAGCUCUUUGAUACUGCCAAAGCUGAUCAGCAAGCCAAUUAUCCUGAUCUCUAUGUUAGCACGGGCGCAACGGCCGCGAAGAGCCCAGAUACAGAAAAGUAG
Messenger RNA from Lecanosticta acicola, 741 nucleotides. NCBI's taxonomy places the organism in Eukaryota, Fungi, Ascomycota, Dothideomycetes, Mycosphaerellales, Mycosphaerellaceae. The record is from the annotation of a GenBank genome assembly.